GCGUGCAGUCCCAGAUAUAUAUAGAGGCCGCCAGGGCCUAGGGAUCACACAGGAUCCGGAGCUGGUGCUGAUAACAGCGGAAUCCCCCGUCUACCUCUCUCCUUGGUCCUGGAACAGCGCUACUGAUCACCAAGUAGCCACAAAAUAUAAUAAACCCUCAGCACUUGCUCAGUAGUUUUGUGAAAGUCUCAAGUAAAAGAGACACAAACAAAAAAUUCUUUUUCGUGAAGAACUCCAAAAAUAAAAUUCUCUAGAGAUUAAAAAAAAAAAAAAAAGGAAAAUGCCAGCUGAUAUAAUGGAGAAAAAUUCCUCGUCCCCGGUGGCUGCUACCCCAGCCAGUGUCAACACGACACCGGAUAAACCAAAGACAGCAUCUGAGCACAGAAAGUCAUCAAAGCCUAUUAUGGAGAAAAGACGAAGAGCAAGAAUAAAUGAAAGUCUGAGCCAGCUGAAAACACUGAUUUUGGAUGCUCUGAAGAAAGAUAGCUCGCGGCAUUCCAAGCUGGAGAAGGCGGACAUUCUGGAAAUGACAGUGAAGCACCUCCGGAACCUGCAGCGGGCGCAGAUGACGGCUGCGCUGAGCACAGACCCAAGUGUGCUGGGGAAGUACCGAGCCGGCUUCAGCGAGUGCAUGAACGAGGUGACCCGCUUCCUGUCCACGUGCGAGGGCGUUAAUACCGAGGUGCGCACUCGGCUGCUCGGCCACCUGGCCAACUGUAUGACCCAGAUCAAUGCCAUGACCUACCCCGGGCAGCCGCACCCCGCCUUGCAGGCGCCGCCACCGCCCCCACCGGGACCCGGCGGCCCCCAGCACGCGCCGUUCGCGCCGCCGCCGCCUCUCGUGCCCAUCCCCGGGGGCGCGGCGCCCCCUCCCGGCGGCGCACCCUGCAAGCUGGGCAGCCAGGCUGGAGAGGCGGCUAAGGUGUUUGGAGGCUUCCAGGUGGUACCGGCUCCCGAUGGCCAGUUUGCUUUCCUCAUUCCCAACGGGGCCUUCGCGCACAGCGGCCCUGUCAUCCCCGUCUACACCAGCAACAGCGGCACCUCCGUGGGCCCCAACGCAGUGUCACCUUCCAGCGGCCCCUCGCUUACGGCGGACUCCAUGUGGAGGCCGUGGCGGAACUGAGGGGGCUCAGGCCACCCCUCCUCCUAAACUCCCCAACCCACCUCUCUUCCCUCCGGACUCUAAACAGGAACUUGAAUACUGGGAGAGAAGAGGACUUUUUUGAUUAAGUGGUUACUUUGUGUUUUUUUUUAAUUUCUAAGAAGUUACUUUUUGUAGAGAGAGCUGUAUUAAGUGACUGACCAUGCACUAUAUUUGUAUAUAUUUUAUAUGUUCAUAUUGGAUUGCGCCUUUGUAUUAUAAAAGCUCAGAUGACAUUUCGUUUUUUACACGAGAUUUCUUUUUUAUGUGAUGCCAAAGAUGUUUGAAAAUGCUCUUAAAAUAUCUUCCUUUGGGGAAGUUUAUUUGAGAAAAUAUAAUAAAAGAAAAAAGUAAAGGC
Pan troglodytes (chimpanzee) is the source of this 1499-nucleotide messenger RNA. RefSeq names its product hes family bHLH transcription factor 1 (gene HES1). Lineage: Eukaryota; Metazoa; Chordata; Mammalia; Primates; Hominidae. Gene Ontology annotation, biological process: regulation of DNA-templated transcription. Gene Ontology annotation, molecular function: protein dimerization activity; DNA binding. The transcript has 4 exons. The record is from RefSeq and is a predicted model, not a curated record. The coding region runs from base 281 to 1123 and encodes 280 amino acids.